AUGCGACCGAUGAGUGAAUACAUUGAGAAAGCCCAGACACUUUCGGUUAAAUGUCUUAAAUUACAAGAUGAUAUCCACUCUCUCGAGGUGGAUAUUAGUAAGCUCAAGGAUCUCGGCGUUCCUAUCUACAAACAAGAACAAGCUAUCAAGACUAUUCAAGUGGAACAUGAUAAAAUCUUCGGGAUGAUAAAGGAUGCACUGAAUCAAUUAGGAAUUACUGAUGUAAGCGUAUUGCCGGAAGAGAUGAUAAGAGUCUUUCAGAAUCUAAGUCUUGCCCCAACUAACAAUGUGCUACAAGAACCACAGAUGCAAACGGAACAAGGACUAGGGAAACAUGGAUCACUGCCAAUGCAAAUGCAACAAGGAUUAGGGCAACAAGGUUUAGGACAACGUCCGUUCUAG
Microthlaspi erraticum is the source of this 402-nucleotide messenger RNA. The record is from the annotation of a GenBank genome assembly. NCBI's taxonomy places the organism in Eukaryota, Viridiplantae, Streptophyta, Magnoliopsida, Brassicales, Brassicaceae.